AUGUACAGCGUGGAGGACCUGCUCAUCUCGCACGGAUACAAGCUGCCCAGGAGCGGCCCGCCGUCGGCCGCUCCGUACGACAAGCGGCCCGCUGAUUGCCAACGUGAGCUCGUGUUGGACAACCGGGCGGGCCGGGUGUCGGCGAUCAACGGCUAUGAGGUGGAACGUGGCGGGGCCUCGGCGGGUGGCAGCGGCUUAUACGGCAGCAGGCCGGGACCCCUCAAGGGUUACAUUGACACAGAGGGCGACAGGAGGAGGAAGGAGGCCUUCAUCGGGAUCCUGGGUGACGUUCAGCCCUUGGGUGAUUCUCUGGCGACGGACAGCGGUUUUUAUGAUGUCCCAAGUUUGACCUACUCUGAGCCGUUAAGCCACGACGAGAGGGAUAUUUCGUACUGGAGGAGACGAGGCCAAGACUUCAGUAUUCUGCUGGAUUAUGCUGAUGGCAGGGAACUGAGGGCCUCUGCAGGGGCAUGGAGACCACAGGCCCUCAUAGCGGCCGAGGAACUCAGGGCAGAGCGGCAAGCGCAGCAGCUUUGGGAGGAAAUUUCUUGGUUGCGGGACCAAGAUGCUCCUGGUCAGCUGAGAGUGACUGGGGAGCGAAAGUGUCAGAGCCUCGGUACCGAGGAGUGGAGGCCCGCUGUGGGUCUGGGCAGGCAGUUAUCAGAAGGGGAUGGGGAAAGGUGGGCUUUGGAACAGUGUCGACUAAGGACACCCGAAGGUUUUUUUCACCCGAGAACGAAAGCCAAGUCUCAGUCUCUCCCAAGAGUUUUGUCGCCAGACAGAUCAAAUGGCAGAGAGCUGAUUCCAUCCAGACCAAGCCUACCGGACAGACCGCCGAGGCUAAGCAGCACGCUUUUCUCUGGGCCCUAUAGUCGGUAUAUCUAUAGUGGCGCUAUUGGUAGAGACCGGUGGGGCAGAAAUGCUGGGCAAAGCGGACAUGUUGCACUUUUACCAAAGCCCAGGUUCAGUAGGCCAUUAAAGCCACCAUCGUAUGAGAUUCACCAGCAGAUUAGGAGUAGCGCAGAAAUGCUAGCUAUAGACCAGGGUCUCAAGCUCAAAGACAGGCCUAUAUUUUAUUCAAGGGGCGGGGAACUCCGACAUGACUAUUUUGCACAACACUCACUCUCUGGAAUGGAGCCCCCCGGCUACAUCCCGCCCCCGUCUUAUAAAAGAAUCCCACCUCCAAGAGCUGUGUCUAUCAGUCGUAAUGAAAUGCUAAACUUUCGGUGGAGGUCAGACUCCCUGCAGCCCAGCUCAGACCCUGGGAGGUGGCUAACGAGGCACACGGGUGAUUCGUGGCUAGAACACUGCGGGGAUCGUGGAGUGUCUUAUCGAAAACAGAUACCCUCUGGACAUAAAGAGCAACCAAUUCAAACUCGUCAAGUACCAGUUGAAGACGCAAGAGCGAAUCAAAUCUCAGGAGGGCCCGGCGGAACUUCUCUCACUGACUCAGACAAGAUACGAAACAUAAACAAAGAGAAUCCGUCCGCUAAAAAUUUAGGACAAUCUACAAGUGAUAGUGCCUUUCCUCCCCAACAGGGACAAUCUCUCAACGCUGGUCGUAAGAACACGCUUACUGAAACCGAAAGCAGUGCUAGAUGGGGCAACAGGGGAUUAAAUAAGAAAAGUGACAGUGUAGGUCCUGAACAAAAUCGUAGUCAGUUUUUCCCUUCAUCUAUUCUGGGUAAACCACCACCACCCCCAUGCAAGGCUCCUGACCAGGUUGUCUCUGAAACUCUGGCAGAAGUAAAGAAAGUUGAACAGCCCGACCCGCCAGAGAAAGAUAAGUCCAAGAAUCUCAAAAAAAGACUAAGUGAAACCAUUUUUUGUUUGGUUUCUGUUCCAGUCACCCCGCAGCUCACUGGUACAAUCCGUGAUCAGAACAACAAUAAUGAGAAGUCACCAGACCCAGCUGACAGUCCCAGUGAAAACAAAACAGGCCAUUUAACAAACCAAAGUCUCCAAAGCACAUCAUCAGCUGAAGCCGAGCUGCAAGCGCUAACUGGUAGCAUAGCGAGCAGCAAGACAAGCAGCCGAGCGAGCAGUAAAAUGUUCAAAAAGUUGCCCUGUAGACCCCCUAAAAUAAAUCAUUACAAAGAGCUGAAACUUUCAGGAUCUUGGCCUGCAAACCAGUACCGUGACCAGGAGACGCAAACUAGCCCAGAGGCUGAAAAAUCUGGCCCUGAAAACAAGGAAGCACAAGAAGACUCCAUUCCUGCUGCCACUGACGCUUCUGUAGAUAGUGCCGGUGUAGCUGGCAGUGCCUUUACUUUCCCUAUCAAGGGAGUGAAGAGUCUAAAACUUUCGAGCAACAGCGCCUUCUCACUGACCACCACUUUCUCCAACCAGCUGAACAAGAGCACAGCUCAGCAACCAGCGGUGCCCCCCUCAGGAACUGUGGAGAGCAAACCAGCAGCAAGCAGUGGGCAGGAGAUUUUCAAGGUUCCUGAGUUUCUGCUAAAACCGAUUGUCAGUCAGCGACCGUGGGAUGCUGUCAAAGAGCUGGAAGCAAUUCAAAAAGAAGUCCAGGAUCAACAACAGCAGCAACAACAGGGCAGCAAACAGCCCAGCGUUGACAAAUGCAUCGAGGACCUCAACGAGGCUUACAAAGACAUCCUGGAGCUUGGCGCUGCCAGUAAUAAAGUCCCUGAUGGAUCUGUCGAAAUUCCAGAGCGUAUCAAAAUCCGUUUGACGUCCCAGCCUCUCAACAAGCCCAGUAGCCUUAGGCGCAGUGCAGUCAGCUGGUCUGUUGAUCCGGAGUACAGGGAAGUCAAGAGCGCAUUCUCCAGGCCCGCCACAAAGUCGGUGACAUUCAGCAAGCAGCUUCGGGAGGAACUCCCUGUGCCCCCUCGGGAGUCAGGCUUUCGAGAAUACAGAGUGGUUCCGCAUCUUCCACGUAGACGUAGCAAUGAUGGUAGGACGGUGAAACUGGACCUGCCUGACGAACCCAUCGAGACACCGCUUUGCGACUUCAGCCCAACAACAAACAGUGUGGCGGCAGAGGUUCCCUGGGCAGACAGACAGCCCAUGCAGGAUGCCUCCACGCUCACGAGUCCUCCAGACUAUGAAGACAUAUGCCAGACUUUGCGUCACUCUCGGGAUUCAAAUGAUCCCAAUGACCCAGCGGCUCCUCAAGAUAUCGAUUCAGAGGAGGAUUGUCCCAUUUGCAAAAGAGAGCUUGAGAACCAGAUGAGACAGGGCCCACUGCCUCCUCUACAUGAGGAGAACAGCUCAGAUAGCUCAGUCAAUCCAAAUGGAAGUCCAAUGCAGCGUGCUGCAGUUCAAAGUCCAGGUGAGGAUGCGAAGAAUCAGGAAACGCCGAACUCAAGUCUCAGUCAAGUAGGGUCCAAUGUGAGUACUGAUACAAGGAAAAAAGAUACAUCAACGCAAGACGGUUUAGGUGAAGUUGAAGAAACAGUUAAUGGUUCCAGAGAUGAGUCAGUCGACUCAAAUGAACUGAAUGAAAGUGAGGUGGUGGAGUCAGCAAGGGAAGAAGCCACUGAGGGUGAAACGGUAGGAAUUACCAAGGAUGACGCUCCACAAGUGCAAGAGAUACAAACUGACGCAGCGUCAGAAAACAAGCAGGAGCAAGAGAGGAAAUCAUUCGCUCUCGCGGAACAGAGACUUGUCCUGUGGACUCACCCGGGUCGAGACCAUCCUGGGUUGCCGGAGUUCCCUCCCGAGAGACUCCCACUUUCAGUUGUGCCCAAGCUCAACCGCAGGUUGUCUCUCAGCUUAGAGGGGGAGCGACAGGGUGGUGCUGCCCCUGAUCGAAUUGAAGCUCUGCAGAAUAAGCUAGCCAUCUCUCCAGGCCGGGUAGCCGUGGAGCGCUUGGGCCGGAUGCGAGAAGUGGAUGUUAUGUAUCGCAUGAGACGCCUAAGCAUCAGGAGCACAGACUCUGGGGAGGGGGACGGGGAUGGCAAGGAUUCUCAAGAACCCUCCAGUGCCACUUCGCAAACAGGCAGGGAGAACAAAGAUGAAGAGGUGACUGGAUCCCGCCAGGUCUCAGAAGAAUCUGUGAAGCACGGUGACACGUCUACUUUCAGGCCGCUGAGCAGCUUUGGCGCCCCGCUGCGCUGUCGUUCUCCGACUCGGGUGACAUUGCGACCAGUCCGCAAGGCCGGCUGGUGUCUUUGGCGGGUGGUGGCGGUGUGA
This is a messenger RNA of Nerophis lumbriciformis (worm pipefish), 4155 nucleotides long. The record is from RefSeq and is a predicted model, not a curated record. NCBI's taxonomy places the organism in Eukaryota, Metazoa, Chordata, Actinopteri, Syngnathiformes, Syngnathidae.